Magallana angulata is the source of this 14889-nucleotide messenger RNA. RefSeq names its product basement membrane-specific heparan sulfate proteoglycan core protein-like. Gene Ontology annotation, cellular component: plasma membrane; axon. The transcript is spliced from 89 exons. Lineage: Eukaryota; Metazoa; Mollusca; Bivalvia; Ostreida; Ostreidae. The coding region runs from base 236 to 13384 and encodes 4382 amino acids. Gene Ontology annotation, molecular function: cell-cell adhesion mediator activity; calcium ion binding. The record is from RefSeq and is a predicted model, not a curated record. Gene Ontology annotation, biological process: dendrite self-avoidance; homophilic cell-cell adhesion; axon guidance.
ACGUGUACAUCGUAUACGAGGGCGUGAGAGCAGACGAGGUAAGGGUUGCAGAGUAUCACUUUUGUGCUCAGCCGAAGGCGAAGAGACUUAGAUGUGUUUCAGGCGAAUGCGCUGAACACAGAGCGUUUGUUUUUUCUUCCUCUCCUUCACAAACGCAAGACACGGGUCGUUUAAUUGCGAAGGGACCUGAAAGUGGGGGAGAAUAAGUGUUUGCACCUCUCUCUCGCGGAGGAGGAUGUCUCCAGUGAAGUCGCUACCCCACGGGCUCCUAUUAGGAUUAGUCUUUGUGUGCUUAAUUGUCCAUGGACCCGUGAAUGGAGAGUCGGCGGAGAAGGACUUUGAAUUUGAGGACGCACAGGUUGUGGUUCAGAAACGGUCAGUAGAAAACACUUUAAAGGAUGAUGAGGAUUUUUUAAAAGACGAGGGGUCAGGAGAUGAGGAGGGCAGCGGAACAGUGACAGUGAUCAACCCCCCAGCCACAACACCAGAGUUUUACCGAUGUACAAUCAACAUCACUAGCCUGCAGUACCAAGAUGAGCUGGGCGAUACCUCAUCAGUGGCAUUCAGGGAACUGUCUGGCAAAGUGGCCUCAGCCAUACAGCUUCAGUUUGAUGGGGUCCCAGGACAGCAAACCGUGGUGGUUUUACAGUUCAGCCCGGGGUCAUUGAUGGUGACCUUUGAUUUGGGAUCUGAAGGAUUCAAUGACCGCUCAGCUCUGUUUGAUACACUGAACAAUGCACUACAGACUGGAGUUAUUUCCCCUUUUACUGUUAGUCCUGUCGGAUUUGAAUUCAGACCCUUAAAAGAUGGCAGCAUUUGUCCGGAAUACGUUGGGAGAGAUCCGGAGUCUCUGCCCCGGAUCGGAGACAACAGAGCCAACUUCCUGAUCAAUAACAUCUUCCCGUGCCGUGGCUAUGUCAUCGCCUGGCAGUAUUACCGAAUCAUUCCACGAUACUCAGGCUAUGUGGGCAUAUGGAGGCAGACGGAUGACUACAAAUUCUCACUCAUCGGGAAAACGGAGUUACCGGCAAUAAACACGGUGGGGAACAUCACCGUGACGCUCCCCACCCCUCUCUUGGCCGAGGCAGGGGAUUUCAUUGGUGUGUUCUACUCCAGGGACGCUGAGGAGGGUGUGGUGGCUAGUGCUACAGACGAGACCCCGGGAAUCUCUAUCAGGGAACUUUACACAAACUAUUACGCUACCGCUUAUGAUGAGGAUUUUACAGUCGGUUCGGAAUUCAACUUGGAGAAGACUACUUUUGAGGAAACUAAAGCAACCUUUGCCAUCAAAGCCAUUAUGGACUAUACUUCUAUAGGAAAAGUCCCGAAGACGUGUCUGAUCGGUCAGUACCAGUGUGAUAAUGGCGACUGUAUUGAUGCCAUAUUUAGGUGCGACAGUCAACAGGAUUGCUUCGAUGGAUCGGAUGAAAAGAACUGUCCUGUGACAGAGUGCGGUGUAAAUGAGUUCAGAUGCAAUGAUAACAGACAGUGUAUUCCUGCGGCCUUCGUGUGUAACCUGCAGCGGGAUUGUCUGGAUGGCAGCGACGAGGAGAGAUGUGAUCCCCGAUGCUCGGCGCAGGAAUUCCAGUGCAGCAACGGUGCUUGCAUCAAUGGGGAUUAUAGAUGCGACGGGGUGCCCAACGAUUGUGAAGAUAACUCGGAUGAAACCAACUGUGGUGGUACAUCUGUGUCCUGUCCCGAGGGACUCCUCCGAUGUGAAGAUGGCACCUGUGUCCAGGGAAAGCGGUGUGAUGGAGUGAUCCACUGCCUGGACAGAUCGGACGAGAACAACUGUGGUGGUACCCCCGACACAUGUCCUGCCGGACAGAUACGCUGUAAAAAUGGAGACUGUGUGAUAGGGAAACUGUGUGACGGAUUGCCAGAGUGUUACGACAGCUCAGAUGAAGAUGAUUGUGUGGUGGUGACUGUUCCUCCCACCCUCCCACCACAAAUCUGCACAGCGGACCAGUUCCAAUGCAACGACAGCAUGUGUAUCCCAUCGGACCUGAAAUGUGACGGAACUCCUGACUGUGAUGACAGUUCGGACGAGUUUCUCUCUCUGUGUGGCACCAACACAUUUUGUCCGGAGGGGGAGUUCCGGUGUGAUGACGGCCAGUGUGUAGGGGGGGAUACCCUCUGUAACAUCGUCAGGGACUGUAGGGAUGGCUCAGAUGAGAGUGUCAAUAUCUGUGGAGAACGUGUUCGGCUUGAUAUUCAGCAGUCCCAGCAGAUUUAUAACGAGGGAGAGACAGCUGUGUUUGACUGUGUCGCAACAGGAAAUGUCGGGGUCACCAUUCGGUGGAAGACCAAGGAUGGGGCUCUACCUGCCAAAGCCGUACUUCAGGGUGGGCGACUAUCCAUUCCCAGCCUGACCAUGAACGAUGUGACGGCCUAUGUAUGUUACACAGACACAGUAGCAGGGGUGGGGGAAGCCUCCGUGGAUCUCCUAGUCAUACCAGCAUGUAAGGAUGACCAGCUGCGUUGCUAUGAUGGGUCAUGUGUAGACAAAGCUUAUCUGUGUGACGGUUUCCCUGAUUGCGUGGACGGGGCCGACGAGAGGAACUGCACCACCACUCGUGACUGCCCUCAGGGUCAGCAUACGUGUGACGACGGAACCUGUGCACCCCCGGGAUCUCAGUGUGACGGAAAGACCGACUGUGGAGACGGCAGCGAUGAGUUCCCCAGAUACUGUGGUUGUCGGAGUGGUGAGUUCAUGUGUGCUGAUGGAGAGCGCUGUAUACCCAGUGCAGCCGAGUGUGACGGCCGAAUCAACUGUCCCGACAGAUCCGAUGAGCAUGCCAAUUGCACUGUAUCCUGUCGCACUGAUGAGUUUACAUGCAGGAACGGACAAUGUAUCGACAGACGACGACUUUGUGACGGAUAUCCAGACUGCAGCGAUAGAUCAGACGAGGAGGACAGAUCAUGUCGAAAAUGUGACAGUGCUUCCCAGUUUACAUGUGUUUUUGAGCAUCAGUGUGUAAAUGCCUCGCUGGUUUGCGAUGGUUUUGACGACUGUGUUGAUAAGUCUGAUGAAAUGGACUGCUCUUGUUCACCCACCAGUCAAUUUACCUGUGCUAACGGCCAGUGUAUAGACAUCAGGAGGCGGUGUGACAGAGUUACCGAUUGCUUUGAUAAUUCUGAUGAAGUCGGUUGUACUGGUUGUCGUUCUGAUGAGUUUACCUGUUUCUCUGACAAAGCAUGUGUUCCACUGACAAGUCGCUGUAACAGACAGCGAGACUGUCAAGAUGGCAGUGAUGAAUUCGACUGUCCAUGUCUGGAUAGUGAGUUCACUUGUUACUCUGAUGGGAAAUGCGUGCCCCAGACAAGACGCUGUGAUGGACGACAAGACUGUCAGGAUGGCAGCGACGAAAAUGAUUGUCCACGAACCACUGUACCCCCAACAGAGCGACCCCUGAUCAUCACUGUUUCACCCCCCAGUCUGAGGCUGAGGGAGGGGCGCCAGGCACAGUUCAGAUGUCAACCAAGCCGACCGGUCCUUGUCCGCUGGACUCGUUACAGCAAUGGGUCCCUGCCUUUCCGUGCCUCUGUAGAGGGCAACCUUCUGACCAUUCCGGAGCUCCAGAUGGCGGACUCCGGCUCUUACAUGUGUUCCGUGGUCGGACAGGAGUCACGAUACUUUGCUAUUGCCACAUUAGAUGUUCAGUCAUUGACUCCCCCCACCCUCCCACCCACGGGAAUUUGUCGCCCAGGGGAGGCAGUGUGUAAAAAUCUACAGUGCAUAAAUGCUGACUACCGCUGCGACGGAGACAGAGACUGUGAAGACGGAUCCGAUGAAGACCCAAACAUCUGUAACUUUGACAAACUCUGUGAGCCCAAUCAGUUUAAGUGUUCCAACGGAAUGUGUGCUAUGAAAAUCUGGCGAUGUGAUGGCGACAAUGACUGUGGAGAUGACUCAGACGAACAAAAUUGUCCAAAUCGUAAGCCUGGUGACCCAUGUGAUUCCAAAGAAUACCAGUGUACGUCAGGGGACCAGUGUGUGCCUGCCUCCUAUCAGUGCGACGGAGAAAUCGACUGCCAGGACAGGUCCGACGAAAUUGGAUGUGCUGCUCCAUCCAUUAACAUUGCUCCGCCUCCAAACAUAGAAGUUGAAAUCGGAGGAUAUUUUACGAUCAUCUGUGAGGCUGUCGGCACCCCCACCCCCCUGAUUGUAUGGAGGCUGAACUGGGGAAACAUUCCCACCGGGGACAGGAUCCAUGUGUCCAGUAUUAAUGGCCGGGGUAACCUGACCAUCACUGAUGCUAGGGUAGAGGACUCUGGGGCUUACACGUGCGAGGCCAUCAAUGUCAGAGGAAGCAUAUUCGCCUCUCCCGAUGCUAUCAUCAUUGUUAGACGUACUCCCCAGGGCAUCUGUGAGCCUCCCAGAUUCAACGUGGAAGCUUCCAUUGACAGCGACUGUGUGGACUGUUUCUGUUUUGGACACACUACUCAGUGUUUCAGCUCAGAUCUGCAGAUUUCCAAAAUUGAUCUGGUGGGUGAAAUGAAAAUGGUGAACGUGAACACCUCCCUCUCGAUUGACGAGCGUUACGUGGAGUACCUGCCAUCCGGAGACUACGGCGGCUUCUAUCAGGUCGGAGACGGACUCAGAUUGGUUCCUCCGGGAAUCUACUAUUGGUCACUUCCUGGAGAGUUUUUAGGAGACAGGCUUACAAGUUAUGGAGGAAUCCUGCAAUAUGAUAUUUACUAUUCAUUGGGUCGGGAACUAUCCAGAAUAUUGGACCAGUCAGAUGUGAUUAUGAGGGGAAAUGGUAUUACACUUUACCAUAGAUCUUCCACCAUCGCUGUGGCAGAUGGAAGAACUCGAUUCGAAGUCCCUCUACUUCCUAAUGCGUGGACUAAGGGUGAUAUGCCGCGUCGUGGGGACACCCCUGUGUUUGAGUACGCCAGCAGGGAGGACCUAAUGAUGGUCCUGGAGAAUGUGGAUUAUAUCUAUGUCAGGUCCCACUAUGAUGCAAGCAUGGCCCUCACCAGGAUCGGCAAUGUAGAACUGAGCAGUGGUGCCAGGGAGUCGACAGGCCUAGGUAGAGCAGUGUAUGUGGAGAAGUGUGAAUGUCCCCCGGGAUACUCUGGCCUCUCCUGUCAGGACUGUGCUCCUGGAUACACAAGAGUACAGAGCGGGCGAUACCUGGGUAUCUGUACCAGAUGUAACUGUAACGGACAUUCAGCAGACUGUGACCCUCUGACCGGAGCAUGUAGGUUCUGUGAUCACAACACAGAGGGUAGCCAAUGUGAGCGUUGUGCUGUUGGAUUUUACGGAGAUGCCAGGGUGGGUACCCCUGAUGCCUGUCAGCGCUGUCCUUGUCCCCUGACCACCCCAACCAACAGUUUCAGCGACACCUGUAAAUUGGAUGUAGAUGGCAGACCAACUUGUACGGCUUGUAGAGCAGGCUAUACUGGCAGGAACUGUGAGAGAUGUGCUGUCGGAUACAUUGGUCAGCCCUCGGUGAUAGGCAACUACUGCCGCAAAGUGGGCUUACCUGACAUCUGUGAUUCUCGGGGUAGCUACAGCAGACAGCCUGACCCAGUGACUGGGUGUAGAUGUAAGCCUAAUGUUGUGGGGAAGAACUGUGACCAGUGUCAGGAGAACACAUUCUUCCUGGACGCUGACAACCCCUAUGGCUGCCUGCGCUGUUUCUGUAUGGGCGUGACCAAGCAGUGUACUAGUACCUCAUGGAACAAAGCCCAGAUUGGUGCUGUGUUUUCAAGAAACAGCAACGACUUUGUGCUGACGGACUUGCUUCAGAGAGAGACGAUAUCGGAGGGAUUGACCGUUAACAGCAAUGUGAGGGAGCUGGUGUAUCGUAACUUCAACAACCAGAGGGAGCAAGUGUACUACUGGUCACUGCCCAAACGCUUCCUCGGGGACAAGGUGAUUUCUUACGGAGGGUACCUGAAGUUUGUGCUGUCCUACAGACCGGGGCUGGAUGCCUCCCCCAGUGAACUGGACGGCCCCCUAGUGGAGCUCAUCGGAAAUGGAGUCACCCUAAUUCACAGGUCCACACUGGAAAACCGACCGAACACUCCAUCCUCCUAUAGAGUGCCAUUCACUGAGAAUGCUUGGACAGCCUUGGAUGGGUCGGCAACAACCAGAGAGUUCUUGUUGAUGGCUCUGGCAGAUCUGGACGCCAUCUUAAUUCGAGCAACAUUCACCAGAGACACAGAUGAAGCAAGCAUUAGAGAUGUUGUCAUGGAUAUCGCUGAAGACCGGGUCACAGGUCAAGGUCGGGCUUCCACAGUGGAACAGUGCCAGUGUCCUAGGGGUUACAAAGGACUGUCUUGUGAGGACUGUGAUGUGGGCUACACUCGCAGUGGAGGUGGCGCUUAUCUCGGGACGUGCGAGCCCUGUCAAUGUAACGGCCACUCAGGGGAGUGUGACCCAGAUACCGGACGCUGCAGGAAUUGUCAACACAACACGGAUGGAGAAAGCUGUGAAAGAUGUGCCACUGGUUUCUAUGGUGAUGCCACAAGAGGGACACCCAAUGAUUGCCAGCCAUGUCCUUGCCCUCUGACGCAAGCUCCCAACCAGUUCAGUCCUACAUGUGAGUUGGGUAGAGGUGGACAAGUCAGAUGUACUGCCUGCCCUGCAGGUCACACAGGUUCCAGAUGUGAGAGUUGUAUUCAGGGAUACACUGGAAAUCCAAUGCAACCUGGAGAUUACUGUAAAAUAUCAACUGGCCCAGAUUGUCAGUGUGACAGCCGUGGAACUGUCCCCAACACCCAGUGUGAUGUAGCCAGCAGACAGUGCCAGUGUAAAGCAAAUGUUCGAGGUCAACAGUGUCGUUUCUGUAAAGAUGGCUACUUUCACUUGAGUGAAGAGAACGCCCAGGGAUGCUUGUCUUGUUGGUGCUCGGGUGUAGGGACUCAGUGUAGCUCCUCCGCCUUCUAUAAAGACAGGAUUUAUCCAAAUUUCUCGGGAUCGGACACACACAACUUUGUGCUGACCAAUCGUCGCCUAAGUAACUCCAUCACUGAUGGAUUUGUCAUCAACACGGACAGAAACGAGAUCCUGUUCAAUCAAUUCACAGGAAUUCAGCGGGAACGCGAGAGCCUCUUCUUCAGUCUUCCACCCAAAUUCAGAGGAAAUAAGGUGACUUCCUAUGGAGGAUACCUGAGUUUUACACUGGAGACUGUUGUGGCCCUGGAUGGAGGUCAAACGUUCCGAGAUGUGGACAUCGAAAUCAUUACCCCUGGCCAGCGACAGAGGAUGUAUUAUCUGUUUGACCCACCCUCCCAGCCUUAUCAACCUGAAUCUUACAAAAUUCAUCUGGUGGAGAGCACCUUCAGAAUGUUGGAUGGUACCUCCCCGUCACGGGAGACCUUCAUGUCCAUCCUGUCCAACAUUGAGGCCAUUCUGAUCCGGGCCACCUACCACACCCUGAUGGGCAGCGCCUCACUGAGGGACCUGUACAUGGAGACCUCCACCUCCAACCCAACAAACUUUGGCCGCAUGCCCCAGAUCGAGAGCUGCCAGUGCCCUGAGGGUCACACCGGGUCCUCGUGUGAACAGUGUGCCCCUGGGUACCUCCUCCAGGAAGAUGGAGUGGGUAGACGAUGUGUUAGGUGUAGCUGUAACAACCAUGCCGACUCCUGUGACACCCGUACCGGCCAGUGUCUGAACUGCCAACAUAACACCGAAGGUGACCGAUGUGAAAGAUGUGCCGACGGUUUCUAUGGCGACGCCACCUCAGGAACAGCCUCUGACUGUAGACCCUGUCCUUGCCCCUUGACCAUCCCAUCUAACCAAUUCUCUCGCACCUGUAGACUGGACACUGAUGGUAUACCCACCUGUGACAGAUGUCCUGUGGGGUACCUAGGCAGGGACUGUGGAACAUGUGACACAGCCAGAGGUUACACUGGAAAUCCCAGAGAAAUUGGUGGAUCUUGCACACAAGGAGCCUCAUUGGAACCUGUGGUAGAGGUUGGCCCAAUAAGGGUAGAAGAGCCCGUGGGGCACACUGUGAUAUUUACCUGCGAGGUCAGUGGGCCCGGGCCGUUCAAUGUCGUCUGGACUCGAGCCAAUCGCCAGCCUCUUCCAUCUCGAGCCAACACGAACUCUCGCUACACCCUGACUAUCAGAGAUCUAGUGCAGACGGACUCCGGACAGUACAUAUGUACCGCCACCAAUAUACACGGGAGUACCAGAGGAAUCGUGACUCUGCAGGUUACAGGUCGAGAGCAGCCUAUUCGUGUUAGAAUCGAUGAGCCAACAUCAGUCACCAAAAGCCAGGGCCAGUCCGUACGAUUUGUCUGCACUGCCUCAGGAUCAAACACUAUGACCUACAUCCUGGCCUGGUCCAAACAAAGUGGCACCCUUCCAUCUAAGGCAACCGAGAGGAAUGGAGUACUGGUAAUCCCCAACCUUCAGCCAGAGGAUGCUGGGACCUACAUGUGUACUGGGUCCGACAUCAUGUCCACUGAUACCGCAGUGGCUGUACUAACAGUCAGUGCCACAGAAACUGCUCCAGAAAUCCGAAUUGAGCCCCGCUACCAGACCGUCAAGGAGGGGCAGGAAGUUGUGUUUACUUGUCUGGCGGUCUCUGGCCGUCCAACCCCCACCCUGGAGUGGAGAAGGAAGGAGGGGGGUAGAUACCCAAUGAAUUCAGCAGCCACUUUGAACAAUGGUGUGUUCAGGAUUCCCAUCGCCGUACAGUCGGAUGAAGGAGAAUAUUACUGUAAAGGAACUAACGUGGCAGGAAUGUCCGAGAUACGCACCAUCUUGUUUGUUCAAAGAGAUGAGACAAGACCUGAUUUGACAGUGCUGGUAAGACAGGGCAUUGUUACUGUGGUGGCUGGUGGCACUGCUGAGUUAGUUUGUUACGUUGAUGGGUCAAGGCCACAGUUAGUGUGGUCCCGAUCUGGUGGUCUCCCCGCAGGCUCCACCCAGACAAACGGCGUCCUGACCAUUCCCAACAUCCAGCUCUCUGGCGGCGGUCGAUACAUCUGUACAGCCAUUGCUCCGACGGGAGAACGCGGCACGGUUACCACCACUAUCACUGUCAACCCAGAGGUCAUUGCUGUGAGGCCAACUGCUAUCAUUGAUGCGCCGGACCAGAAACUGACCAUCGACCAAGGAACCACGGCAACCAUUCGUUGUGAGGUGACGGGAACACCACAGCCCACCAUUACUUGGAGCAAGAGCCGAGGAGACCUCACUGACAGACACAGAGUGACUGGAGGAACACUGAGAAUCGUGGGAGCUCAAGUGGAGGAUCGUGGAAUUUACCUCUGUCUGGCCGAGAAUUCAGCAGGCCAGGAUCAGGCUUGGGUCAUCGUAGAAGUUCUGCCAAGAGCAAAGCCAACAAUAACGCUGUACCCAGAGGAGACUGCUACAGCCUCCAUAGGAGGGAGCGCCAUGUUUGUGUGUAGAGCCUCAGGGGAGCCUCAGCCCACAGUCACCUGGACAAGGGCUGGGGGAGAGUCGUUUGAGAGAGCCACCACAGAGAUCAAACCAAACGGUGUGUUGAUGUUCACCAGGGUGACAGGAGAGGAACAAGGCAGCUACAUCUGUACUGCCACCAACUCAAUGGGCUCCAUUAGCGCCUCAGCCACCCUCCUCAUCGCAGGGCCACCAAGGGUAAUCAUUCAGCCCAGCAGAACCGUGUACGCAGUAGUUGGACAGAGAAUCACCUUGGAAUGUAUCGGUCAGGGCAGCCCCACCCCCAGUGUUUACUGGCGAUAUGACUCCGCCCCCAACAGGGGAGACCUGCCAAUCAACUUACCGCAAGGAGCAGGCUCUGCUACUCUGACCAUUGAAUCCGUGGCAAAUACUGACUCGGGCAACUACGUAUGUGUUGCCACCAAUAACGUUGGUACUACGGAGAACACUGCACAGAUUAUCGUUAAUGAUGAAAAUCCCAAUGUGCCCGGUGUGACCAUUGAGGGCCCCCAGACAAUGUCAGUAACAGAGGGUCAGUCAGUCACACUCAGGUGUGACACCACAGGGUUAACCAAUGCGUUGAUUCAGUGGCGGCGUAAGGAGGGACCACUGCCCCCUAACCACAGAAUCCAGGGAGGUACUCUUUACAUUCCACGAUUCCAGAGGGAGUACGCCGGAGAGUACAUCUGUACAGCUACCACACCAGCCAGGAACUAUGAGACAUCUGUCUUCAUCAUUGUAACAGUGACCCCCAUCUUGAGUAUCUCACCCGCCCAGGUAGAGGCCAGGGCUGGACAGACCGUGAGGCUUAGAUGUCAGCCUGAGGGCCAGGGACCUUUUAACAUUGAGUGGGUUAAAAUGGACGGAAUUUUGUCCCCCUCAGCAACUCAAUCUCUGGACGGCGUUUUGGAGAUCCGACAGGUCACUGCGGCGGAUGCUGGGCGGUAUAGAUGUGUCGCCACCAACUCUGCAGGAUCUUCAGAUGGCUUUGCUGUUGUUAUUGUACAGGUGCCUCCCACUAUAGUGGUCUCCAACAGAGACCAGUCAGCCCGUGAAGGUGAGACGGUGUCCAUGCGGUGUCAGGUCACAGGUACACCACAGCCCCAGGUCACAUGGGAGAGGCUGGGCGGGGCAUUACCCUCUAACUCCGACAUCAGGAACAAUGUUCUCACGAUCAACAAUGUGAGACAAGAGGACACUGGCCGCUAUAUAUGUAGGGCUAGGAGCUCAGCAGGGUCAGCCCAGGGCGACAUCAUCCUCACCGUCAUCUCAGGUGGAGGUGAUGGAGGCGUUAUCCAGUAUGACACACAGACGGUUAAUGCCGGUGAAAAAGUGGAAAUGGAGUGCGUCUCAACAGGAUUUCCGCUGCCAACUGUCACAUGGUCUCGGGAGGAUGCUCCUCUUCCUCAGAGAGCCAUUGUUAACGAGGCGUUCCUGAUUAUUCAGUCCAUCCGUCCAGAAGAUGCAGGAACUUAUGUCUGCACGGUAGAAAACACUGGCGGACGAGUUACAAGAAAAGUCACACUGUUUGUUAGAGCAAAGCCGGUUAUCACGGGUGGCACUGAGUCGCUGACCGCCGCCCUGGGGUCCAGUGCGUCUAUGUCAUGUCAGGCCGCAGGAUACCCUCAACCCGAGAUCAGCUGGUACAAACGCGACGGAUCCAUGCCAAGAGAUUACAUGGUAGAUAACGGAAUGCUGGAGAUACCCAGGCUCUACCCAGGAGACCAGGGCACUUAUGUCUGUCAGGCCCAGAAUGAUAUCGGUCAAAAUGAAAAAGAUUAUAACCUUUCUGUUGGGGAUUUGGUUCCUUACUUUGACCAAGAGCCAGUCUCCUACAUCAGCUAUCCUCCAAUAGAGGAUCAUCACAUCAACUUCGAGAUUCUCCUCUCCCUCAAACCAGAAACCACGGACGGCUUGGUACUAUACAACGGUCAGUAUGACAGUGCCAGGGGAGACUAUGUAUGCUUUGGAAUGAGAGGAGGAUACCCAGAGUUUGGAUUCGAUGUCGGUUCUGGUCCAGCGCUCAUCCAGGGCAAUAAAACCCUAUCUCUGAACCAGUGGAACUCUAUCAAACUGAAGAGAGAAAAUUCAGUUGGAACGCUGGAGGUGAAUGAUGAACCAAUAUACACGGGCUCCUCUUUGGGACAGUUCAGUGGUCUGGAUUUGGGUCAAAACAUGUACUUGGGUAAUGUUCCAGAUGCCAACAAUGUUCCUGAGCCAGCAAGAUUCUCAUCUGGAUAUGUUGGUGUUAUAAGUCAGGUGAUAAUAAAUGGGAAAGAUUUGAACCUGGGGGCGGAUGCUCUGGAACUGAAGGGUAUUGAACCAUACAAUGCUUGUAAGGACCGACCAUGUCUAAACAGGGGCAGGUGCCUUCCUGCCAACUCUAAGUAUGGAUACAAGUGUGACUGUCCCACUGGGUUCACUGGAAGUCGCUGUGAGACCACAGGGAGGGGCUGUUAUCCAGGCAUUUGUGGACCGGGUGGCAGAUGUCGAGAUUUAGCAGGAGGUCACCAGUGUAUCUGUCCAAUGGGAAGAAUCGGCUCUGGGUGUCGUCAGCAAGUACAAGUGAUCUACCCACAAUUCAAUGGCUCAUCAUUCUCAUCCUACGAUCCAAUCAGAAACGCUCGUUUCCAGCUGAAAAUUGAAAUAGAGAUCAAGCCGCAGUCAUUGGAUGACGGAAUUGUGCUGUACAGCGGACAGAACGAAGAUGGAUCCGGAGACUACGUGGUUGUCCUGAUGAAGGAUGGAUAUCUGGAGUUCCGCUACAACACUGGAUCAGGUGAAGCUGUGCUGAAGAGUAAGAAGAAGCUGGUGUCCAAUGAGUGGGUCCGAAUCACCGCCACCAAAUCAGGACAGGAAGGAAGCCUCAUUAUUAACAAUGAGGAACCAGUCAAAGUUUGGCCCUGGAGCUACUACAACAAUUUACGCAACAACUACUACAACUAUUAUUUGCGUAGACGAUAUCGAUACAAGCGAGGAACUUCUCCAGGCACGUACAUUGGAUUGGACUUGCGAAGCAGGCUAUACUUGGGAGGAAUGGAUCCAGACAGAAGGCUUCCGGAUGAUGUGGAUGUACAGAGUGGAUUCCACGGAUGUAUUGCGGAGUUGAAAAUAAACAUGCUGUCUAUGGAUUUGACCAGAGAUGCCAGAGAGACCCUGGAGGUGCGCGACUGUGGAGAGACAAACAUUUGUAACAGACACAUCUGUAAGAACGGAGGCACAUGUUUGGAGGGCACUGCGUUGGGGUACAGGUGUAGCUGUCCAGCCAGCUACACAGGCGAGAAAUGUGAGGUCGAGAUCAACCUGUGUCUGACUCAGCAGCCAUGUCGCAACAAUGGAGUGUGCAGCGUCACCAGCACCGGCUACAGAUGCGACUGCCCCUUAGGAUUCAUGGGAAAAAAUUGUGAAGCAGUUAUCCAACUGGGAGAAAACAUCGAAGUGAACCGUGAUGGCUUUGUUGAGUUCAACAAGUCUCUCCUGUCGGCCACUCCCCAGCAGGAAGAAGUCAUUAAAUUCACACUCAAGACGACGGAAAAGGACGGCCUGGUGCUGUGGAAGGGGCAGCCCACCCCUCUCCAGCGAUCCAGCAGCAUCGACUAUCUAUCCAUUGGAUUACAGGACGGAUAUGUCGUAUACAGCUUUGAGCUUGGAAGUGGACCUGCCAGAAUAAGAUCGCCAAUCAGAAUUAAUGAUGGGUAUGCACAUAUCAUCCAAGUGACGAGGCUAGGUCGCCAAGGAAGCUUGACAAUAGACAACAAUCUCUCUUAUUCAACAUCUGGCCAGUCCCAAGGGCCAUUACAGAGCCUGAAUACCGCAGGAAACGUGUACCUAGGUGGCGUGUCGCUGGUUUCCACAAUCACUAAGCAACAGUACACCGAGAACUACAGUGGAUGUAUAUCAGACAUAUACCUACAGGAUAAGGGACCACUGCGUCUCCCCGAGGACGCCGUAGGGGGAUUCAAUGUCCGCCCUUGCCUAAACAAGAAGUAAACCGCCCACACUAAAUGAACAAAGUCGUAUAUAAAAUGUGUGUGUAUCUAAAAAAUGAUUGACCUUAGUUGUGUACAAUGCCAAGUCGCAUACUGUACAGGAAAUCACAACCAUUUCAAGUUCUAUGCAUGCAGUUAAUUAAGAUGAGAGAAUUUUGUUUUGAUCGGUACAGUUUUCACAUGUACGCGAGUUGCAUUCUCUGUUUAUUUAGUUGUACAAUUCUUUACGAUGUGAAACCACUAUCUAUAUAAGUUUUUUAUGUUGAAAGAUUUUUAGCACUUUAAAAGUGUAGCUGUGACACAACUGAUAUAUGUACAUGUAUAUGUAUGUCUGUAGAUGGCUCCACAUAGGUAUUUAUGUUAAUUUGAACUUCGAUAUUUUUGUACCCGGUUCUAGAGUUUUGAUUUUAAUUAUCCAUGUAUACUAUAUUUUAACAUUAUAUUAAAGGUGCUUUUUAUAUGCUCGACUUUUAAUGCCCUAGACGAUAUUUUUUUUUUCAUGCCAGUGUAAUCAAAUUGAGUGUUUAUGAUAUGAUAUUAUGUGUGAGAGACUAAAUCAAAUCAGUGACUGCUGAAAAGAUUUAAUGUUCACUGUAAGCACAGGCUCAUGACGUUAAAACUUUUUUUGUUAUAGAAAGAAAAUUUUCCAUUCUAUUCUAUAAUAGUACAGGAAGUUAUCUUAAUAUAUAAAGAAAUAAUUUUAACGCCAGGUGUCGAUGACUGUAACUUACAAAUUGUGUAGUAUCCAAGCACAUUCAUAGAUCUUUGUAUAAGUCCUGCUAGCUCUGUCAUAUGUUUGUACACUGUUAUGAUUUUUUUUUUUUUUCAUGUUUGUAACUCUCAACUAUUUUUUUCAAUACUCUAAGAUAGGGAGACUGUGUUUACGGAGCAAUGAACUGAUUCAGAUCCGGUACAGAGGGUAAAUGAUUCAAACUGACGUGUUUUGAGGUUGUUUAUAAUUAUUUUUUUUUUGUAUGAGAGAUGUCUUGCUCCAGCAUUUAUUAUUAUUAUUCAGGUGAUACCAAAGAGGUCCCAUUUAUUGAUCAAAUUGAUUGAAUACUCACUUAUUUAACAGCUGGUGCUAUAUGAAAAUCAACAUUUAAUAAUCAGAAUUUCUCCUUACUACUACUAUUAAAGCAGGUCUACCUAAAAAAGUUGGAGUUUAUAAAUUUUUUUUCUCUUGGUUGAUAAAAUUUUAGCAUUUUUCAUUAUUUUUUCUUUUAUGAAUGAUUUUAGAUGCUGUUUUCUUUAUAUUUUUUUUUCUUCAUGUCUUUACACCCAUGUGUUAAAUACUUUGUUUUGAUAGUCCAUUUAUUUUUUACUCUCCUUUUAUUGUAAAGAAGCAUUAUGUUUCAAAUUAAUUAAUUUUGAUAUUUUACAUCAUUCUCAGUAUUAGCAACAUUAAAAUAGCUGUACUGUGCUUCUGGGUUAAAAUUUAUUACUUGGAUAUGAAAUUGUUAGAUCUGUCAUGCUUCAAAAUUUUAUAAUAAAGUACUAUAAAGCUUA